UGAGGCCUGUAGAUUGAACCCGUUAUUCAUAGGAGGCCCAUUAGGGUUUGGAUUUUAUUAUUGUAUGUGAAAUCUCCGAUAAUUCGCUCUUUUCUUCUGCCUCCGUUUCUUCCUCCUCUCUCAGCAUCGCUGCAUUUUCCAGAAUCUAAAGAAAGGUGAGUGAAUAACAAUGGUGGAGAAAGCCAAGGGUAGGAAAGAGGAGGUCGUCUCUCGAGAGUACACCAUCAACCUCCACAAACGCUUACAUGGCUGCACGUUUAAGAAGAAGGCUCCCAAAGCAAUUAAGGAAAUAAGGAAGUUUGCGCAGAAGGCGAUGGGGACGAAUGACGUGAGAGUGGAUGUGAAGCUCAACAAGUAUGUCUGGAGUCAGGGGAUCCGGAGUGUUCCCAGGAGGAUUAGGGUUCGCAUUGCUCGCAAGAGGAAUGAUGAUGAGGAUGCCAAAGAAGAGCUAUACUCUCUUGUUACCGUCGUCGAGAUCCCCAAGGAGGAGCUUAAAGGUUUGGGCACUAAGGUUAUUGAUGAUGAGGAUUGAUUAUGUACUCGAUAUAUAUCUUUUGGUUAUAGUUGAUUUUGCGGAUUUUAUAUUUAUCUUUUAAUUUGUUGAGACGUUGAGAAUAUGUAGUCUGAUAAUAUUGACUUUCUGCCUCAGUUUUGAUUGCCUUAGAAAAAUGAAACAUAUUUGAGUUUA
Molecule: messenger RNA, 688 nt
Organism: Vigna angularis (adzuki bean)
Lineage: Eukaryota; Viridiplantae; Streptophyta; Magnoliopsida; Fabales; Fabaceae
Product: 60S ribosomal protein L31
Exons: 3
Coding region: 170-532 (120 amino acids)
Biological process (GO): cytoplasmic translation
Cellular component (GO): ribosome; cytosolic large ribosomal subunit
Molecular function (GO): structural constituent of ribosome
Source: RefSeq, a predicted model, not a curated record